Molecule: messenger RNA, 975 nt
Organism: Micromonas pusilla CCMP1545
Lineage: Eukaryota; Viridiplantae; Chlorophyta; Mamiellophyceae; Mamiellales; Mamiellaceae
Exons: 2
Coding region: 1-975 (324 amino acids)
Biological process (GO): plastoquinone biosynthetic process; isoprenoid biosynthetic process
Cellular component (GO): chloroplast
Molecular function (GO): prenyltransferase activity
Source: RefSeq, a predicted model, not a curated record
AUGGACAUAGACGCCAUCACCGCGCCCGUGAUGGCGGACAUGGAGCAGAUGCGCAUGAACCUGCGCGACAUCGUCGGACGGAAGAACCCGCUGCUGCUCGCCGCGGCGGAUCAGAUCUUCGGCGCGGGGGGCAAGCGGCUCCGACCGGUGCUCGUGUUCCUCGUCGCGCGAUCGACCGCGCAGCUGAUGGAUAUGCCGGAGAUCACGGACCGGCAGCGGCGACUCGCGGAGAUCACGGAGAUGAUUCACACCGCGUCGCUCGUGCACGACGACGUGUUGGACGAUUGCGACACGCGGAGAGGCGCGCAGACGAUUCACACGCUGUACGGGACACGCGUCGCGAUUCUCGCCGGGGACUUUCUCUUCGCGCAGUCGUCGUGGUAUCUCGCGAAUUUGGACAACCUCGAGGUGAUCAAGCUCAUCUCGCAAGUCAUCGCGGACUUCGCGGACGGGGAGAUUUCCCAGGCUGGCGCGCUGUUCAACUGCGACGUGACCCUAGAGGGGUACCUCGAGAAGUCGCAUAACAAGACGGCGUCGCUCAUCGCGGCGAGCUGCAAAUCCGCGGCGGUGUUCUCCGAAGUCAGCGAGGACAUCAAGGUGGACAUGUACGAGUACGGGAAGCACCUCGGCCUCGCGUUUCAGGUCGUGGACGACAUCUUGGACUUCACGCAGACGGAGGAGCAGCUCGGGAAGCCGCAGGGGCAAGACCUCGCGAGCGGGAAUCUCACCGCGCCGACGAUCUUCGCGCUGCGACGCGACGCGUCGCUUCGCGCGCUGGUGGAGUCGCAGUUCAAGACCGAGGGCGACCUGGAGAAGGCGAUCGCGAUCGUGAACGAGGUUGGGAUCGAGGACGCGCGGACGUUGGCGAGGGAGGAAGCGGACAUGGCGCUCGCCGCGUUGAAGGGGCUCCCGGAAGGAGAGGCGAAGCAAUCGCUGGUGGACAUGGUGCAGUACAUCCUCGAGCGCAUCUACUGA